Molecule: messenger RNA, 1517 nt
Organism: Alosa alosa (allis shad)
Lineage: Eukaryota; Metazoa; Chordata; Actinopteri; Clupeiformes; Clupeidae
Product: interferon a3-like
Exons: 6
Coding region: 280-747 (155 amino acids)
Biological process (GO): defense response
Cellular component (GO): extracellular region
Molecular function (GO): cytokine receptor binding
Source: RefSeq, a predicted model, not a curated record
CGCAGCGGGUACACGCAACUCUUCGCUACGCCACUUGACAAUAUUCGAAAUCGACGAGAAUGACAAAACAACUAAAAAGAGACUUUAAAUGUCGUUCAACGUGCCGCUAUUGGAUUGGUUUUUCUUAUUUUAAAACCAAAUGUUUUCUUCACUGUGGGCUACAUAUUCGAAAGCAAGUAGCACGCGAAGACGAGAAAAUGGAAGACAAGAAGAGGGAAGAAGGCCUACUACUACACAAGCUUCACUGAAAACGCGCGCUGCGCCUGUAGAUGGCUCCAAAUGUACGAACGCUAUAAUGCGGAAUGCUUCAGACUAUUAAAAGACAUGGGAGGAGAUUUCAAAUCAGACGGAGUGCUCAGAAUUCCAGAUAUCCAGAAUAUUUCAGCCCCAUACCGCUCUGUGAACAAUGCCUCGGCUGAUGACAAGAUCACAUUCCUGCAUGUGGCCACAAAGCAGAUAGUGAGGCUGUUGAACAAUUCAAAUGUGACCAACACUUGGGAUAAGACGAAACUGGACAACCUGCUCAACGUUCUCAACCAGCAGUCUACCAACCUUGGAGAUUGUGCUGCACAAGUGCCGACAAGAAUGUCUAAAUACGGAAAACAACUGAAGAAACACUUCCGUAGCCUGAAGAAGUUCCUGAUAGAAAUGAAAUACAGCAAGCAGUCAUGGGAGCAGAUCAGGAAAGAAGUUGAACGUCAUCUACACCGACUGCUGUACCUAGCCAACACAAUGGUGGAGUACUGAAGAGGCCAUGGCACACAUUGGAUUUAGUAUUUUCAUUUGGUUUGGGGAUAUUUAACUCCCCACAAAAAGACACACAUUCUGAAUUCCGAACAUUCAAUCAAGCUUCUUAGACCAUGCAUUGAGAACAAACUAUUUAUUGUAUUUAUUUAUUUUAAUUUUAUAAUGUAUUUAUUGAUAAGCUGUAUUUAUUUUUGUAAUUGAGAAAUGCCUGUUUAAUGUAGAUCAUUAAACUCUUUAUGAUGUAAUUCUGUACUUUGUACUUAACCAGAGACUUUCUAAUGACACAGCACUCAAAAAAUCCUCCAUAGAAAUGCAUGGGGUUAGUUUGUAAUGCCAAUAUGGCAGUUGUCUAUACGCAUAUCACACCCCUUCCGUGGCAAAACGUCGACAUGUGAAUACAUUGAGCCAGUUGUUGAACGUCAUCUACACCGACUGCUGUACCUAGCCAACACCAUGGUGGAGUACUGAGGUGGCCAUGGCACACAUUGGAUUUAGUAUUUUCAUUUGGUUUGGGGAUACUUAACUCCCCACACGAUGACAUGGUGGUGGUCCGUCGUGGUUAACAAUGAAUAUUCUUUGUUGACGCCCUGCAUUUUGCAUUCCCAACAUUCACAUUCUGUAUUCUGAGCAUUCGACAAACCCAUCAAUGGACAAAUAGCCGAUAUGCUUCUUAGACCAUGCAUUGAGAACAAACUAUUUAUUGUAUUUAUUUAUUUAUUUUAAUUUUAUAAUGUAUUUAUUGAUAAGCUGUAUUUAUUUUUGUACUAGAG